Molecule: messenger RNA, 1191 nt
Organism: Macrosiphum euphorbiae (potato aphid)
Lineage: Eukaryota; Metazoa; Arthropoda; Insecta; Hemiptera; Aphididae
Source: the annotation of a GenBank genome assembly
AUGUCAAUUAAGACUCACCUUUACUACAAUGUAUCAAAAGAUCUAAUAGUUGGUUUUAAUCAAUCCAAAUCUGUUAGAACAUAUGAUCCUGCUAAGCAUGCUCUUGUUCUGAUGAUAAGAGGAAUCAACUGUAACUGGAAGCAACCAAUUGCUUAUUAUUUAAUUUCUAACAGCUGUACCGCUAUUGAUCUAAAUAAUAUAAUUUUUUCAACUAUUCGCAGGCUUAAAAAUAUAAAUAUUAAUGUCAAAAGUUUGGUCACAGAUCAAGGUUCAAAUUUUUUAAGUUUUUCCAAAAUAAAUGGUGUUUCUCCAGAUGAGCCAUAUUUUGUAGUCGAAGGUGAAAAAAUAAUCUACAUUUUUGAUCCGCCACAUCUAUUGAAAUCCACCCGCAAUAUGUUUUUUAAACAUAAUUUUGAAAUCAAUAAUGAUUUGAUAGAUAAAAAGCAUCUAGAUGAAUUUUACAGUUUUGAUUCCAAUUGCAAUUUGCGAACUGCUCCAAAAUUAACAUAUUCGCAUGUUCAUCCAGGACCUUUCGAAAAAAUGAAGGUUCGUUUGGCAACCCAAGUAUUUAGUCAUAGUGUAGCUGCAGGCAUGUCUACAGCAUUGAAUAUUGGUAUUUUACCAAACAAUUCAAUACCUACAAUCAAUUUCAUUAAUGAUAUGGAUAAACUUUUUGAUAUCUUUAAUUCUUCUGAUACACCUAAUAGUAAAAUUUUUAAUGACCCCUUCAAUAAUAAUUCACAUCAAUUAGAUCACUUAAACAAAAUGACUGAAAUGUUCAAAAACAUGAAGGUUGUUAGUAAAUUAAGUGCAACUGACAUGACACAACGAGUAAACUUUUUAAAUGGUUGGUUGGUAUCAAUAUCUGGUUUGAAAAUGCUGUGGAAUUCAUUAAACGUUGACCAAAACAAAGAUUAUACUCUUUGUACAGGUCGUAUAAAUCAAGACUGCCUUGAAAAUUUGUUUGGAACAAUCCGUCAACAACUCGGUAACAACACUAACCCAACCCCUAUUCAGUUUAUUUGGGCAUUCAAAAAGAUUUUUUGUGUUGAAUAUUUUAGGCAUUCUCCUGAUGCAAAUUGCAUUGAGGACUUAGAUAAUGUGUUAUGUCAAUUCAAUGAGAUGAAUGAAAUGUCAGCCUCAAUUAAUGAAAUUGUCAAUCCCAGUAAAACUAAUUUUAUUGUAAUGUAA